CGGAGGUGCGAGUGUGGCGACACUGCAGGCUAACAGACGUCUGUCAGCGCGCCAGCAUCACUGCACGUCAGCACACGCUGGCACAAACAGCUGCUGGUGCAUCGCUGCGCGCUGGAAUAGUUUCAUCGCUGGGUGGCACUGCACUGCAGCGAGAGCGCAUCGCUGCGCUGACUGCUUGAUUCCAUCAUCAGCGCGCCCGUCGCCGCGAACGCCGCGUGUAUUCUCGGCGACCGACGGCGUAGGCCGCGUAGGGCUACUGUGGGCCACUCCGCGCGUGCCGCCGUCGACAGGCUGUGACACUGCCUUAACAACCAACACGCCGAGCAAGCAUGGCCGACCAGUCCAACGCCCGCCACAAGCCGCGGAAAGAUGGAUUAGCACAAUCAACAAAAAAGGCCGCGGACCGCUUCCGCGCUGGCGGCCAGCAAAGCGGGAAGCACAAGACGCGAGCCUUUGGCGUCGCGAAUCUGGGACGGUCGAAGCGCUCUUUACAGAGAAACGCGGAUCGGUCCCACCGGAAAGAAGUAGCGGCGACCAUACGGAGAGAUAGUGGCGUCGCACCUACAGUGAUAGUCGUUUGUGGACCGCGAGGAUCGGGAAAAACCACACUCAUCAAGUCUUUAGUAAAACUACACACGCGCCACUCGUUAAAGACGUGUGCCGGACCGAUCACGAUCAUCUCCGGGAAAGAUAAGCGGUUGACGUUAAUUGAGUGUCCGGACGACGCGUGCGCUCUGAUUGACUUGUGCAAAGUAGCCGAUCUAGUUUUACUCACAGUGGACGCGUCGUUCGGCUUCGAGAUGGUGACGUUCGAAGCGUUGGCCUGUCUGCAAGCGCACGGGUUCCCGAAGGUCGUCGGUGUUCUGACGCACUUGGACAAAAUGAAAACGAAUAAGGCCCUGCAACAAGUAAAAAAAGCUCUCAAGCACCGCUUCUGGCAGGAUGUGUAUGAUGGGGCCAAAGUUUUUUACAUCGGCGGCAUCCUGCAGAGCGGCAAGUACCCUAGGAACGAGAUGAGGCAACUCGCUCUGUAUGUGAAUCGCGUCAAGUACCGCCCUUUAGCUUGGAGGAAUGCCCACGGCUAUGUGGUUGUCGAUCGCGUCGAUGACGCGACACCUGGUAGUCGUAUCAGAGCUGAUGCUGAUUGCUCGAGACGAGCGGACUGCUACGGCUAUGUGCGGGGGGCUAGACUCAAACCCGGCGGUAGCGUCCAUGUGCCGGGUCUGGGCGACUUCUCGCCGGAGUCCAUAGAAGUACUCGAUGACCCCCUACCGUUAAUAUCAAAAACCUCGACUCUCGAAAAAAGUGACAGUGUCAUCUACGCGCCGUUGUCCGACGUCGGCGGCGUGGCCUAUGACGACGACGCGGUCUACAUCGACCUGAAGACCGUCGCCUAUUCCAAAGAAGAGGACUUGGACGGUGAAGGCCGCAGGGCCGUGACGGGCGGCGCCGCGGACCUGGUGCGACGGCUGCAGCAGCCCGGUUCGGUAGAUGCGAAGCUGGAGAAGUCGGAAUUACGACUGUUCGGCGGUUCACGAGCGGUGCGCGGGAGUACUGUGGAAGAGGACUCGGCCGAAGACUCCUCGGAUUCGGAUAGCGACGAGUCGUCGUCUAGCGAGGAGGAGGACGCGGCCCGGGCGUCCUUCUUCGAGGAGUCGAGACUGUCGCUGGAGAAGCGCAAGGCGGCACGGGAGGCGGGAGACCUCGGGGCGCGCGUUUAUGGGUAUGAAGAGGAGGAGGAGGAUGAUGAUGAUGAGGACGACGAGGGCGACUUGUUUCGGAGGCGAGGGGACGGCCCGGCCUACAAGGAGCGGAAGGUGGCGGCGGAGGGUUUGGACGCCUCGGACGACGACGAUGUGGCCGUCGCGUUCGAUGACGACGACGUACUGGAGGGCGCGCAACACUGCUUCGCGACGGUGGACGACGACGAGGCCUACGGCGACUUUGAAAAUCUAGACGAGUCCGACGACGACUCUUCUGAUGGUGAAGACGAGGCCGCUCCUGCUGAUAAUGAAGAAGCACCCUUAGAAGGUAGGGAGGCGAUCGCCGCCGCGAAGGCCCGGGCCAUGGCGCAGAAGGCCGAGGAGGAAGAAGACGACGACGACUUCGCGGCCGACGCGCGGCAGGCCUUGCGGGAUCGGGCCGCGAAGACCGAUAGCGUGUUUGCGGACGAUGAGGAGAGAGUAGCGUUGGAGGGCCAUCGAGCGGGGUUGUACGUGAGAGUGCGACUCGAGGACGUCCCUCGGAGUUUCUUCGACGAGCGCGAUCCGGCAAGGCCCAUCAUCCUCGGUGGGUUAUUACCACACGAGUGCACGCCGCCCAGUCUACUCACGGCGAGAGUCCGGCGCCACCGCUGGCACGGUCGUAUACUGAAAGCGCGGGAUCCCGUCGUGUUCAGCUGCGGCUGGCGGCGCUUCCAGUCGGCGCCGCUCUACUCGCUGGAAGAUGAAAGGCAAACGCGACAACGCUUCCUCAAGUACACGCCGGAGCACAUGCACUGCGGCGCCCAUUUCCGAGGUUAUGGCGUCGCGCCGAACACGCCAUUACUUGGGUUUCAUUCCCUCAAGAGUGAUUGCGCCACUUUCAGAGUUUGUUUAGUUGGUGUGGUGGUCAAGCAGGAGACUCUCAGUCCGGUCGUGAAGAAGCUCAAGUUGUGUGGAGCCCCGUACCGAGUCGAGAAGAAUACAGCCUUCAUAGAUGGGAUGUUCACCUCGGCCCUGGAGGCCGCCAAGUUCGAGGGCGCCCAGAUAAAAACUGUUUCCGGGAUUCGCGGGUCGAUCAAGAAGGCCAUCCGCGAGGACGCUUCUCAAGCCGCGAGGCGUGCUGGUGCUCCGUCGGGCAAGGCCGGGGCUUUUCGAGCCACGUUCGAGGACAAGUUAUUAUUGUCAGAUGUGGUCGUCUGUCGGUUGUGGGUGCCCGUGGAGCCGCCGCCUCUCUGUUUACCUGUUGCUAACUUACUGGAAGCAGUGUCGGGAGAUACUCUGUUAGCAAGAUCCGUGGCCGAUGUCAGAAGAGCAACAGAAACACCCAUUCCAGUAUCAAAAGAUUCUUUAUAUAAGGGUCCCAUCGCGCGCGCUCCCCGGAAGUUCGCGCCCCAAAAGCUGCCGAAGAAACUCGUGGACCAGUUACCGUUCGCGUCGCGACCGAAGGAAGACGCGCCUCGUGGGAAGCGCGACGGCUACCUGAAGCAGCGCGAGGACGCGUCGACCGGUUUGGCGCCUCGAGAGUCGACUGAAACCAGAAGGACGCGGAAAUUAGUGCAUCAGCUCGAGACCGUGCGCGCCGAGAAAAAAAGAAUCAAGGGUGCGGCGAAGGAGAAGAAGAAGGGCGAGCGGGCCAAGGAGCUCGCGAAGAUCGACGCUUCCAGGCGCGCAUCCUCAAAACUGAAGAACAAGGCCGCGCAUAGGGCGCACGGCCGCGACCAAGCUAGAAAGCGGGCGAAGUUCACGAGUGGCGACGAGUAA
Molecule: messenger RNA, 3464 nt
Organism: Pelagomonas calceolata
Lineage: Eukaryota; Pelagophyceae; Pelagomonadales; Pelagomonadaceae
Source: the annotation of a GenBank genome assembly